AUGGACCCCUUCACGGACACGCUGCAGCGGCUGCGGGAGGCCUUCCGUGCGGGGCGGACGCGGCCGGCGGAGUUCCGGGCCGCGCAGCUCCGGGGCCUGGGCCGCUUCCUGGAGGACCACAAGGAGCUUCUGCAGGAGGCGCUGGUGCAGGACCUGCACAAGUCAGCCUUCGAUACAGACGUUUCUGAACUCAUCAUGUGCCAGAACGAGGUCGACCUGGCGCUCUGGAACUUGACCACCUGGAUGAAAGACGAGCCUGUGGCCAAGAACCUGUUCACACGACUGGGCUCCGCCUUCAUCCGGAAGGAGCCCUUCGGCCUGGUGCUCAUCAUCGGCCCCUGGAACUACCCCGUGAGCCUGACCCUGGUGCCCCUGGUGGGCGCCCUCGCCGCAGGGAACUGUGUGGUGCUGAAGCCGUCAGAAAUAAGCAAGGGCACAGAGAACGUCCUGGCUGAGGUCUUGCCCCAGUACCUGGACCAGAGCUGCUUUGCCGUGGUGCUGGGUGGGCCCCAGGAAUCUGGGCCGCGAGUCUGGGCCCCGAGUCUGGGCUGCGAGGCCCCACGGCUGCACUGGCCGAGCCCAGCCUGGACCCCGAGUCUGCACCGCCAGUCUGGGCCGCGAGGCCCCAGCCUGGACCCCGGCUCCGGGAAGACCGUUCAGAGAAGCUGGCACCCCACCUCAGCCCCGGCCAGCCUGGAGAACCCCUCGCCGUCCUUCCUGGGGACUGUGGGGACACCGUCUGGCCCAGAGGGUCCCCGAGCCCUGCCCGAGGCCCCCCUCCCCAGGGCUGAGCCUCCGCCUGUGCCCGCAGCCCCCACGGUGCUGGUGGACGUGGAGGAGACGGAGCCGGUGAUGCAGGAGGAGAUCUUCGGACCCAUCCUGCCCAUCGUGAACGUGAGCGGCCUGGACGAGGCCAUCAACUUCAUCAACUGUCGGGAGAAGCCCCUGGCCCUGUAUGCCUUCUCCAACAACAAACAGGUCGUGAACCAGGUACUGGAUCGGACCAGCAGCGGCAGCUUUGGAGGCAAUGAUGGCUUCAUCUACUUGACCCUGACGUCCCUGCCGCUGGGGGGAGUUGGUAACAGCGGGAUGGGAAGGUACCACGGCAAGUUCUCCUUCGACACCUUCUCCCACCACCGCGCCUGCCUGUGCUCCCCUCCAGGCCUGGAGAAGCUCAAUGAGAUCCGCUACCCGCCCUACACUGACAUCACAGAGCAGCUGAUAAAGUGGGCCUUGCGCUCCCAGAGCUGCACCCUUCUGUGAGCACCCUGUGCUCCUCCAGCGCCCUGCCCCCCAGCCCUUCUGCCCCGCUCUGGCCCCGAUGUUCAGUGUGGUGCUUGAAAGGUGGGGAUCCUGCCGGGAGGGCAAAGAUCCUGCUCUUGGACCUUUGUCUCAACAGACCCCUGGCUGGGCAGGACCUUGGGGCCGAUGGUCCCGCCGUUUCAGGGCCAGAAUCCUGUCUCCUGACUCAGCCUAGAUAUGUCUGGUCAUGGGGUUCUUGUGGUUAGAAAGGACUUCCUUGUAUCAGAUCUAUAAUUAGGCUUCCAAAAUA
This is a messenger RNA of Suricata suricatta (meerkat), 1552 nucleotides long. RefSeq names its product aldehyde dehydrogenase family 3 member B2-like. Gene Ontology annotation, molecular function: aldehyde dehydrogenase (NAD+) activity. Lineage: Eukaryota; Metazoa; Chordata; Mammalia; Carnivora; Herpestidae. The transcript is spliced from 8 exons. Gene Ontology annotation, cellular component: cytoplasm. Gene Ontology annotation, biological process: aldehyde metabolic process. The coding region runs from base 1 to 1263 and encodes 420 amino acids. The record is from RefSeq and is a predicted model, not a curated record.